This is a messenger RNA of Rhincodon typus (whale shark), 1164 nucleotides long. RefSeq names its product leucine-rich repeat and transmembrane domain-containing protein 1 (gene lrtm1). Gene Ontology annotation, molecular function: protein binding. Lineage: Eukaryota; Metazoa; Chordata; Chondrichthyes; Orectolobiformes; Rhincodontidae. Bases 1 to 1164 code for a protein of 387 amino acids. The record is from RefSeq and is a predicted model, not a curated record. The transcript has 3 exons.
AUGAAGAAGCUAGAGCAAGAAGGCACGAAGUUAAUGCAGAGCAACAGAACACACAAAGAACCAAUGCUACAAGCAGCAAUUAACUCAACAGUAGUCGUACUUGUAGAUAACUGUUUGUUUACGUUGGUUACAGGUGAAAUCACUUUCGGAAUUCUUGGUCUCUUAUUAGUAGACUCAGUUAUUGGAUGUCCAGAGAGAUGUCUAUGCAACAUUACACUGAAAGAAGUGAGCUGCACAGGUAAUGGACUCUCAGAGAUUCCAAAAGGUGUUCCUCCUGACACAGAAAUCCUAUACUUACAAAACAACCAUAUUCACACAAUAUCAAAUGCUACUUUUACUGAUAUGCCUCAACUGCAGGUAUUAGACUUGUCAAAUAACAUUAUUUCAAGUUUAUCAUCAAAUACAUUUGAUGGAUUGCAUAAUCUUCUCAAACUGAAUCUUGCAAAUAACUCCAUCAACUAUAUGGACAAUAAAAUUCUUCGUGAAACCCAAAAUCUCGAGCAACUGGAUUUGUCAUUUAACAAUCUUACAAGUUUGCCUGAGGGUUUGUUCAAGAACCAGAAGAAUCUGUUCUGGCUUGGCGUGCAUCAAAACCAACUUCAUCAACUAGACACUGCCCUUCUGGAUUCACUGUCAAAUCUACAAAUACUUUUGUUCCAGAAAAAUCAAUGGAUAUGUGACUGUCACAUGGGUGGAUUGAAACUCUGGCUGGAGAGCUUUCUGUACAAAGGAGGUCAGAUUGAUGAGAUUCUCUGCACAGAACCUGAAGAUUUAAGAAGUAAAGACGUUAUGAAAAUCCCUCAUGAAUUAUUCCAACCAUGCUCCUCUGUUGAACAUAAGCCACCUCAUGCAGACUCUGGCCACAAAAGUCCUACUACACAAAAUCUUCAUGUCAAAAAUGAAAAUGACAAUAAUGCAGACUGUACUACAAAGUCCAAGCAACGAACAGGCAGCUUACGUCAUGCUGUUGCCACAAUUGUGAUAACUGGUGUCAUCUGUGGCAUAGUUUGCUUAAUGAUGUUGGCAGCUGCGAUUUAUGGCUGUUCUUAUGCAGCUCUUAUGGCUAAAUAUCAAAGGGAACUAAAGAAACUGGAACAUCUGGGUCCAGAGAUUGAACAAGGAAGUGCUGAAGAGAAGGAGCCACUAGACGGUUCACUGCCAUGA